This is a messenger RNA of Cannabis sativa, 670 nucleotides long. RefSeq names its product basic blue protein-like. Gene Ontology annotation, molecular function: electron transfer activity. Gene Ontology annotation, cellular component: plasma membrane. The record is from RefSeq and is a predicted model, not a curated record. Bases 4 to 456 code for a protein of 150 amino acids. NCBI's taxonomy places the organism in Eukaryota, Viridiplantae, Streptophyta, Magnoliopsida, Rosales, Cannabaceae. The transcript has 2 exons.
UCCAUGCAUCUAUUAUCAAACCCUCUCUCGAAGCUAAUAUAUAAAAAUAAUAUGGGGCAUAAUAAGCAGGGAAGAGUGAGUGCAAUAGCAACAGGUUUUGUGUUGAUGGUAUUUCUAAUUGGACAAUCAGGUGUAAUGUUGGCAAGUGCUACCAAAUACGUUGUUGGUGAUCGCACCGGCGGCUGGGCUUUUGGGGUUAGUUGUAACUGGCCGCCUCAUCCAGGGAAGCCCAUAUUUAAGGCUAACGACACACUUGUGUUCAAAUACAGCGCAGGCCAUCACAACGUGGCGCGUGUUAGUAAGGAUGGUUAUCGGAAUUGCACGGCGGGAGAAGGUGCUCAAGUUUAUUCAAGUGGAAAUGAUAAGAUACAGCUUGUAAAGGGCAAAAACUACUUCAUUUGUACUUAUCCUAACCACUGCACUUUUGGAGUCAGACUUACUGUAACUGCAAUUUAAUUGUAUAUGUAUACGCAUACAUAUAUAAUAGAUAUUCGUGACAUGAUAUCACUUAAUAAAUCCCACCUAUAUAUCUCUUUUCCGAAAUAAUAAAAGAAAAAACACAUAAACUUCUGUUAUUUAUUUAUUAUUUUACGUGGAAAUUAUAAGCUGUUGGCUUGUAUUUUAGUUAAAUAAAUCCAAUGAAAAUAUCUUAUUUCAUUGAAAAGCAUUU